UUCCGGCGCCUAUAGUCCUCCCGUGGCCAAGCAUCGGCUGCAAAAGGAAAACCCCGACCGCCGAGAACCAGACGCUCCCCCACUUCCAAAAAAAUCCCCCGAAACCCCCGCCGAAGGACCAGAAGCGCAGCCGAAACCCCGAGGGAGACGCAGGGAAACCGAGUCGAGAGGGGCGUGAGCAUGACCAUGAUCUCCAAGGGCACUCUGGGCAUCUGCGCUGGCGUCGCCGGGGCACUGUUCCUCGGGUACUGCAUCUACUUCGACCAGCGGAGGAGGAGCGACCCCGAGUUCAAGAAAAAACUGAGGGAGAGGCGUCGUAAGACAGCCAAGAGCAGUGCAGCAGGUGGCAAGUCAGUCAACUGGCCCAACCUCAAGGAUCAGGAGGCUGUGCAGAAGUUCUUCCUCGCACAGGUCCAGGCUGGAGAAGAGUUGUUGGCACAGGGUGAGGUGGAGGCGGGCGUGGAGCACCUCAGCCGGGCCGUGGCAGUGUGUGGGCAGCCUCAGCAGCUCCUGCAGGUCCUACAGCAGACACUCCCCCCUCAGGUCUUCCAGAUGCUCCUUCAGAAGCUGCCAGCCGUUGGGGAGAGCAUCCUACAGGCAGCUGGAGGGCCCAAAGUGAGUGAGGAAGAUGUCGAAUGAAGGCCAAGUGUUUAAUCAAAGGCAUCCCCCCCUCCUUUCAGAAGGACUCCUUGUUGGUAUUGUCUUCAGAGGGGGAACACCCUCUUGAACUUCCCUCCCCUCCCCCAUACCCUUCUUCAUGUAUCCCCAAAGAUUGUGAUACCGUUAGUGGCGUACACACACACACACAAGUACACAUACAAGGACACAAGGUUGGUCUUCUAGCUUAAAAAUGUCUUGCUGGUUAUAUUGUGAUGUAAAGAAGAAAGGAGGAAUUGGUAGGAGAUAAAGAGAAUGUUUAUGUUGCAUUAUGGCUUUGCUGUGAUCAGGAAUGCCCAAAACCUGUGAGUGCAUAGGUGUCUUGGUGUAAAUACCAUGGUACAAAAAUGGGAAAGAGAAAAAAAUGGAAAUUGUGUAGUGGUCCGUGUGUGUGGUCUCGCAACAUGCUUGGACGAUUAUGAUUACAUUCAGUUUCUUGUACAUUAUUUAUGAAAAUGUAGAUGCAGUGUAGUUAUUGUCAUGACUUUUUUCUUUUUUUGUUGUUGGCUUGAUAGUUCUUUCAUUUAGGAUGCCAUUAUUAUUGUUAUUAUUAUUAUUGUGUGUUUUUAGUGUAUGUAUUUAAUAUAUAUACUUAAAUUCUCUUUUUUUAUAUGUUUUCUAGUAGUUUUGGGUUCAUUUAAGAACUACAUCUUCUAUGCAUAAUUUAUCAUAUCACAGCAUCGUGAUUGUUGGCCUUGUGUAUAGUUGUUCCACCAGAUAAUGCAGGCAGAACAGUCUGAAACGUGAUUUGAACGGAAAUCUAGAAUGUGUUACCU
Messenger RNA from Penaeus vannamei (Pacific white shrimp), 1433 nucleotides. Its product is annotated as mitochondrial import receptor subunit TOM20 homolog. NCBI's taxonomy places the organism in Eukaryota, Metazoa, Arthropoda, Malacostraca, Decapoda, Penaeidae. Gene Ontology annotation, biological process: tRNA import into mitochondrion; protein targeting; protein import into mitochondrial matrix. Gene Ontology annotation, cellular component: mitochondrial outer membrane translocase complex; mitochondrial outer membrane. The record is from RefSeq and is a predicted model, not a curated record. Gene Ontology annotation, molecular function: transmembrane protein transporter activity.